GCAGGCCCAAAUAGAAAGCCCAAUCCCAUCGCAGAGAUUGCUCACUAGGGCUACCAUGCGGAUGUUAAAGAAUCCCAGCGCCGUCCAAUCCCACACCAAAAGAACCAUCGCUGAUCUACCGGAAGAGCUUAAUAACAAAUAACUGCUUUCAACAAUCAGGUGGCCGGGGAUAGUUUACAAGCUAGAAAGGCUUCAUUUUUCAGUUUGACUCUGUCACUGAUGGUUUUGUAAGUUCUCUUGCUUUCUCUGUCUCUUUUUUUGUUAUUAGAACUGAAAUUCUUCUCUGGAACACCUCAAAGAUCGCUGCUUCAGUUUUAUUUUAUAUUGAUUACAAGCUUUGAUAUUUAUCUGGUGGGGUCUUUGUGAGCGUGCGAGAGAUAAGAGUGAGCUAAUUUUAUGGGGAAGUCAGGAGGUAGAAGAAAAAAGGGCAGUGGUGGUUCAAAUCAAGCAUCUAGUGGUGAUAGUGGUAGUAUUUCAAUUUCAACCACGCUUCCAAAUGCUAAUGGCGUUGUCGAUUUCGACUCCUCAAUAUUUUUGAAAAGAGCACAUGAGCUCAAAGAAGAAGGGAACAGGAGGUUCCAAAACAAGGAUUACGCGGGUGCUCUUGAACAGUAUGACAAUGCUCUUCGAUUAACUCCCAGAACCCAUCCUGACCGAGCUGUCUUCCACAGCAAUAGAGCUGCGUGCUUGAUGCAAAUCAAACCUACUGACUAUGAGACUGUUAUUUCUGAGUGUACUAUGGCCCUUCAGGUCCAGCCUCGAUUUGUGAGGGCUCUCCUUAGGAGGGCUCGUGCCUUUGAGGCGACUGGUAAGUAUGACAUGGCGAUGCAGGAUGUUCAGGUAUUGUUGGGGGCUGAACCAAACCACCAAGAUGCUUUGGAGAUUGCCCGGAGAUUGAGGACUGCAUUGGGUCCUAGACAAGAGGGUCAGCAGGACCUCCAAAGCCGCCCUUCACCUGCUGCUCUAGGGGCAUCUGCAGUUCGUGGUGCACCAAUUGGCGGUCUUGGGCCUUGUUUACCUGCCCGGCCAGUGUCCAAGAAGGCAGCAACUCAUCCUGGGGGAUUGGCAACCAGUAAUAAGCUGGAAAAGCCUCAAGUGAAUGUGGUCAGUGAAAAUGGUCCUGAGACCAAAGUCCAGUUGCCAAAACUCGGGUUGAAGCCUUCAAAACCUGCUGCAUAUCUGGCCAAGGAUAGCCAAGGAGAAGAAUGUUUAUCUUCAUCAGUGUCAUUUUCUAGUCAUGUUCCAGGAGUGGCAGUUCAAUGGAGACCAUUGAAACUUGUUUAUGAUCAUGACAUAAGACUGGGACAGAUGCCAGUGAAUUGUACUUUUAAAGUGCUAAGGGAGAUUGUGAGCAAACGUUUUCCAUCUUCAAAGUCAGUUUUGAUCAAAUAUAAAGAUAAUGAUGAUGAUUUAGUGACUAUCACAUGUACAUCUGAACUCAGAUUGGCAGAGUCCUCCGCUGACAACUCCUUGCAUAAGGCGCCUGAUAUGAAUAAAACUGAAAUAAUUGGCAUGUUAAGAUUACAUAUUGUUGAGGUGAGUCCAGAGCAGGAGCCUCCUCUGUUGGAAGAAGAGGAAGAGAAGCCUCUUGAGACUGAAGGGAGUAAGGGAGAUGAAAGUGUGUCUCAUUCAUCACUUGGUGAAUCUGUGAUGGAAAAAACUGAUGGUGAGAUUGACAAGGCAGAUAAAGAAGCUCCAAAAGAGAAAACAGAAGCUUCAGAAAAUCCAGAGAGUAGAGAAGCAGAGAUGGAUGAUUGGUUGUUUGAAUUUGCUCAGCUUUUCAGGACCCACGUUGGUAUUGACCCGGAUGCUCAUAUUGACUUACAUGAGCUUGGGAUGGAGCUGUGUUCUGAGGCGCUUGAGGAGACUGUGACAAGUGAGGAAGCUCAAAACCUCUUUGACAAGGCUGCCUUAAAGUUCCAGGAGGUGGCUGCUCUGGCUUUCUUCAACUGGGGAAACAUUCACAUGUGUGCAGCAAGGAAAAGGAUUCCCUUAGAUGAGUCUGCUGGAAAGGAGGUAGUGUCAGCACAACUUCAAGUGGCUUAUGACUGGGUGAAGGAUAAAUAUUCUUUGGCCAGAGAGAAGUAUGAGGAGGCACUUUUGAUCAAACCAGAUUUUUAUGAGGGGUUGCUAGCUCUGGGGCAGCAGCAAUUUGAAAUGGCCAAACUUCAUUGGUCAUUUGCACUUACUAAGAAAAUAGAUCUCUCUAGCUGGGACUCUACAGAAACUCUUAAACUUUUUGACAGUGCCGAGGAGAAGAUGAAAGCAGCAACUGAGAUGUGGGAGAAGCUGGAGGAACUUCGAGCAGAUGAGCUAAAAGAUCCACAUGCAAGCAAGAAGGAAGAAUUGUUGAGAAGAAGGAAGAAACAAGGAAGUGUUGAAGGUGAUUCCUCUGGCAGUGGUGUCCAUGGUGAGAUUUCACCAGAAGACGCAGCUGAACAAGCAGCAGUGAUGCGAUCACAGAUACAUCUCUUCUGGGGUAAUAUGCUUUUUGAGCGGUCCCAAGUUGAAUGCAAAUUGGGGAUGGAUGGUUGGAAGAAAAACCUUGAUACUGCAGUAGAACGAUUUAGGCUUGCUGGAGCUUCCGAGGCUGACAUUUCAAUGGUUUUGAAAAACCACUGCUCCAAUGGAGGUGCAGGGGAAGGAGACGAGAAAAAGGAUAAGAAUGCUAAUGCUAAUGCUGUUGGUGAACCAGAAGAGAGCAAGCAAGAUGAUAAAGUAUGAGGGAAGUAAUAAGUACUGAUUUUUUUGUGUGCAUGGCAGCAGUGAAGUACAUUCAUGUAGUCUCUUAAUAACAGGUAUGAAAUGGCAUAAGGAAGUGCCUUUUUCUCUGCUGAAAGGGUUGAGCUGUGGACCUUUUCUUUUUGGAAUUGAGAAUUUUGGUCCAACAAUGAACAAUGAACGAUGGUGUAUUUGGGCGAUAUGCUCAUAUUGCUUUUUAAGGCAUCCAUGUUUGCUUCACGGUGAUUUUUUUUGCUUCCCAUACUAAUGAGUUUCUGAUAAACAAUUUUAUUAUGAUCAGAAUUUGACAUAGUGAUUCUUACUGUGGUCUAAUAAUGCAAUUUUUUAUUUAGCUUAUCUC
Molecule: messenger RNA, 3082 nt
Organism: Manihot esculenta (cassava)
Lineage: Eukaryota; Viridiplantae; Streptophyta; Magnoliopsida; Malpighiales; Euphorbiaceae
Product: protein CLMP1
Exons: 1
Coding region: 397-2724 (775 amino acids)
Molecular function (GO): protein binding
Source: RefSeq, a predicted model, not a curated record